Messenger RNA from Oryzias melastigma (Indian medaka), 2618 nucleotides. RefSeq names its product NUAK family SNF1-like kinase 1. The transcript has 7 exons. Bases 184 to 2139 code for a protein of 651 amino acids. NCBI's taxonomy places the organism in Eukaryota, Metazoa, Chordata, Actinopteri, Beloniformes, Adrianichthyidae. Gene Ontology annotation, molecular function: ATP binding; protein serine/threonine kinase activity; tau-protein kinase activity. The record is from RefSeq and is a predicted model, not a curated record. Gene Ontology annotation, cellular component: cytoplasm. Gene Ontology annotation, biological process: microtubule cytoskeleton organization; protein phosphorylation; intracellular signal transduction.
CACAACAUGACCUGCAUGGGUUCUCCAAGUGCGCCCACAGUCUGUGCACGCAGCUGUCUGCUUUAAAGGGCUCUACAUGGGAAGCCUGACGAAGCUGCAGCUGCGUUUACUCUCAUCGUGAAGCCGACGGUCAGCGGGCUGCUGCUGACAGGCGUCCCACCACUGGCGGCGGCGCGCGUCAGGAUGGGCCGGCGCGAGGCGGACCGCAGAGGCGCAAUGAACACCAGCGAGCGCUCCGAGCUCGGCUGUCUGCAGGACUCCGCUUCCAGGAGGACGAGCGGCCGGGAUCCCUGCAGCCCGGACAGGGAAGUGAAGAAGCAUCUGCACAAACACAACCUAAAACACCGCUACGAGGUGAUGGAGACGCUGGGGAAAGGCACCUAUGGUAAAGUCAAGAAAGCAGUGGAGAGGGCGAGCCUGAGGACGGUAGCGAUCAAGUCCAUCCGUAAAGACCGAAUCACCGAUGACCUGGAAAGAAUUCAUAUCCAGAGAGAAAUCGAGAUCACCUCGUCUCUUCGUCAUCCGAACAUCAUUCGCUUCCAUGAGGUGUUUGAGAGCCGGGACAAGAUUGUGAUCGUGAUGGAGUUUGCCAGCAGAGGAGAGCUGUACGAUUACAUUCAGGAGAGGAGGAGGCUGCCAGAAACAGAAGCCAGGAGCAUUUUCAGGCAAAUUACGUCUGCCGUCCACUACUGCCACAAGAAUGGAGUGGUGCAUCGAGACCUAAAACUUGAGAACAUUCUUUUAGAUCAAGACUUGAAUGUAAAGCUGGCUGACUUUGGUCUGUCCAAUAAUUUCCACAGAGGCUCACUUUUGCAAACAUACUGUGGAAGUCCACUCUAUGCUUCUCCAGAGAUAGUGAAGGGUCUGCCAUACGUGGGGCCAGAGGUUGACUGCUGGGCACUGGGAGUGCUACUGUAUGCAUUGGUGUACAGCAGCAUGCCAUUCGAUGGAACAAGUCAUGCCAAACUCACAGAGCAGAUUAGCCAAGGCCGAUACCACAGACCCAAUCCACCCUCUGACGCCUGCUCUCUCAUUGACUGGUUGUUGACAGUACGUGUGCAGGAGAGGGCCACGAUUGAAGAUGUGGCCAACCACUGGUGGGUGAACUGGGGUUAUGAAGAGAGCGUGUGUGACUGCCCCUCAUCUCCCUACCAGGAGUGCCCGUCUCCAUUGCUGGCUCGCUACAUCGACUGGCAGAAUCAGGCUGCUCCAAAUAGGACAAACGACCCAGACUGCCUCUCCUCAGACUUCUCCUAUCCUCCUCAUGUCAGUGCAGAUCCCUUUUUUUUCAGCUCGUCUCUGAAUCCCAACUGUGGAGCAGGAGGUGGAAGAGCGUGUGGAGGAAUUUCGAGUCUCAGAAAGUCACGCAAGGAAAACGUAAUUCCCCAGACUGUACUGAGAGUUUGUAGUGAUGCUUCGCCAGCUUCUCCUUCCUCCACCAGUGAAAAGAGGAAACCUAAAGGCAUAUUAAAACACCAGAGAAGCUUGGACUCUGUCUUCCACAACUCUCCAAAGGAGAAUCCUUCCUCUGAAGUGUGCAACACUCACUCCCAGCCUUAUCGGACUCUUGGUCACAAGCCAUCCGGUGUCGUGUCAACAAACGUAAAACCUUCAUCUGCAUUCAAGCAGCCUUCAUCAAAGAUGCCCAAGAAGGGGAUAUUAAAGAACUUGUAUGUGAGGGAGUCUUCAUUCUCUGAAAAAGAGGGCUGUGCAGAGAGCACCAAAGAAGGCGCUGCAGGACAUUCACACUGCCGCCAGCAGCACACAAACCUCACAUCAGCAGAAAACAGUCCCAACAUGCAAACAGAAGCCGUGCGGAGGCGGAAAGGCAUUUUGAAACGUAACGGCAAGUUCUCUCAAAGUCUGGAUCUUCCCGAUGAUUCCUUCUCUUCAACUGCUGCAGUUCUCCCCGAGGCUCUGCAGCAGCUCCUGCAGGCCGCGGCGGAGCCCGAAUGCCGCCACAGCCGACCCUCCAGUGUGGUGAGCGAGGACAGUUUGUUUUCAUCCGAUUCCUACGAUCUGCUGGACCUCAGCACUCAGGCACAUCGCAAGAUUUUCUCCCAAGAGAUGAACCAUCACACAUGCAGUUCUGAGGAGAACCUGGAAAAACUUACAACGGACAAAUGUGAAGAUGUCUAAUGACCCAGAAAACUGAUAUUAAAAAUCUUAGUGGGUCAAAAGCUAAAGAAUUAUCUUUAUUUCCACUGUCUGAAAACUCCUCCACUCAACAAGGUUUCGUAGUAUUGCACUAUCCGUUCAAAGCACCAUAACUUUACAAAAUCUGACUGUAUUAAACUCAUUAUGUGGCAAACAUUUGAAAAAAAGACAGAAAAAUAAUGACAUAAGAUGUUUUUGUGUGAUGUGCUCACAUGGAUUUCUGCUCACAUGAUCUCUGAAAACUGUCUGUGAAUGCUGUGAUCUACUGAAGCACCACUGUUGAAACAUGAAACAAGCACAGUUGUCCACACAAAACAUGAAUAUGUCUUAGGGUAAAGAAACACAAAGCAAUCCGUUCACACUGUACAUGCGCUGAUGACAAAAGUUCAACUUAAGCUUGCUCAUUAGGGAACAUUUAUCGUGUAUGACAUUAAAGUGUUUGUAAGCAUGUGUAGAGGAAA